AUGAAUCAGUCGCUAGCUACACUAAUAAGAAUCAAGUUAUUUCAGGGAAAUAGUGGUAGUGCACAAGGUUCAGAUACUCCAAAUACCGAUAAAGAAAAGCAAAGUGAUAAAAAACCAAGAAAUUGGCUGAAAGCUAAGCGGUCCGGUCAUAAAGAGGUUUCGCGUUCGAGUUCAGACUCUGAUCUUUUGAAUGCUUCAACUAAUGGCUCUCAGGAUUUGGUAGAUGACAACACAGCUGAAGAUCCCAUCAAAUCUUCGCAUGAAGAUGCGGAAGAACAAGAGCAACGCAAAGAAAUACCAGAAGGCAAUGGCGUUGAAACCAUGGCAAAAGGGAAAGCUUGCUCCGAUGCUUGUCUGGAGCAGACAACAUCUGACAAUUCCGUUAGAAAACAAAAUAGUCCUUCUGCACUAUCUGCAGACGGUAGCAGAAGCCCAAGGAAACAAGGAAAACUGCGAACCUUUAGGGAAAAAAUGAGUAUUCCAGAUUUACAUUUUCGAUCAACAUCAGCUAACCUUCGUCUAGAUCGCCAAAGCUAUGAGAGGUCAAAAAAAUCAGAGAGCGUGCCACCUAAUGGCCAAGUAAAAAGUGCCAGGGUGUACAGCAUUCUACCAUCUUCGAUGAGUCCCAAAAGAUUAAGUGCUGAGUACUCCUAUAAAAGCCCAGCACAACUUCCCAAAUAUAGCUUUGAGAAUGCAUCCAAUGACACUAGCAUGCUGUCUAGAACAUCCUCUAAUACCUCCUUACUUUCCUCGACGAGGUUUUCGCCGAGAAAAACAAACAUAGUAAAUGGCUCUUCUACAAGCUCAUCGGUUCGUUUCAUUGAACCUGUAGUAAAUAUGUCAAAUGGCAACCUUUCAAAUGGAACAAAAACAAAGGGAAAAUUUAAUAGUGUCAGCAAUGGUCAUACAUACCAGCAUUCAAAGACCAAUUCUGUAGAGGUUAAAAAUGCUACGGGAAAGAGUCUUCUCCUCGGGAGAAGGAGAAGUCGGACUGUAGAUGUCUCAGAUUACACCAGAACUUCGAGCUCUCAGUGGCAGCAAUCCGCAUCAACGAAUAGUGACUUUAUUUCAUCGAUUACUAUACAUCUCAAGAAGUCAAGAAGCAAUUCAUUACUUACAAAGUCGCCUUUGGCAACGCCACUAGAUAAAGCAAGUUAUCAAAAUCCUGACGAAAAAGGAAGUGUGAAUUCAGUGCGACUGUCAGAAAGUACUACAUCUUCAACUAUGCCAGGUGCAUCCAUGACACAACCGACAAUUCCAUCUAUGUCAAGGAGAAGUAGUUCGUUGGUGAAUGCCUUGAACAGUUUUGUCAAUUUGAGAUCCUCAAGCGCCUCGUCCGUAAAAGGUAGCAGCAGUAAAGCUGUCACACCGAAAUUUGAUCUUAAAUUGGAAGACUUUCCUUCACCCCCAGAGCCCGAGAUCGAUGAAACGCACGCCAACUUUUUACGGCGCCUGACUCCCUAUGGUAAGUUUAUUGCAGUUAUACUUUGCCAAAAAAGCAAUGCCUUCAAGGAUGAAUGUCUGAGGUUUUACCUUUCAAACUUCUUUGAUUUCUCUGGAGAGCCACUAGAUAUCUCUUUGAGAAAGAUUUUGAUGUUUCUAGAACUUCCUCAAGAAACCCAACAAAUAGAUAAAUUGCUCACAGAAUUUGCGCAUUGCUAUUAUCAGACGCACUUAAAAGAUGAGGAAUACUGCCCUUGGAAAGAUGAAAAUCAGGUGUACUUUAUUGUUUUUUCGCUACUAAUGUUACACACUGAUUAUUUCAACCUAAAUAAUCGGUCUAAGAUGACCAAAAAUGAAUUUAUCCAGCUUGUUCACGAGGAUCAACUAUCUGGAGGUUGUGACAUACCAAAAGAUAUAUUGUUGUAUUAUUAUGACAACAUCAUCUCAAAGGAAUCUCCAAAAUUUGAUUUUUCCUGUUACCAGGAGUUAUUGUCUUCAGAAGAAGCCGAUGAACAAAAUAGUCUCACAACGGAGAAAUCAUCAGCAGAUUUUUAUUCUCCAGUGGCUAUUAUCAAAGCAACAAGUUCAAAUGUAUGCCAUGAUUGUACCCCUUCAUCUUUUGCUAUUACUGGACGAACGUCCUCUAAUUCCUUCUCCUCCUACUUUCCACAAAUUCCUGCGUCAACUUCUAGCAGCAAUACUUCCUUGGUUCAAGAUGAUAUUGACAUCUAUGCUCAAAUAUUGGACGAUUCCUUAAAAGGCUUGAAUAUGUCGUCAGAAGUCGAGCGUCUCUGGAAUGGCGUCUCUCUUACUAAUAGAUUGAUUGCUGAUGACAAUAAAUAUGAGAAAUAUUUCACCAUUCUCAAUGAAACAAAAGGAGGUUAUCUGAAAAUUCAUAAAAAUCAAAUUGGAAAAAUUGCACUUUCAAAUUUCGAGACGCUGAAUAAAACUGAUAAUGAUUAUGCGCUACUGAAGAUUGUUCAUAUGGGGGAGAUUCAAAAAUUAACAGUGAAUAAGAAAUUCUCUAUAGUUGGAUCAGUAAACAAGAUAUUAUGGAAAAAAGAAUAUGCAAUAUUAACUCCAUGCUGCCUUCUGCUGUUUGAGAAUGCUGACUGGGUGGAUCCUUCUCUAGUGAGAGAUGAGAAUUCAGGGACAUCCAACUAUAUCAUUGAUUAUAAAGCGAAUGGCUCCAUUCUAUUCACUCCCCCAUUAGCAUGUAACGGACUCCUUGCUAUUAGUAAGAUAAGUGAAGCGGCCAAAGCAAACACAGAGAAACUUGAUAUUGAUGUUGAUCCUUGUGCAAAUUUGGACGUCUUACCGCGCGAUCAAGAAUCAAAGGUCAACAACACUGAUGAUUAUAUUUUGCAUCUAUAUGCGUCACAAAAGAAAUUUAUUUGGAAAUGUAGCAGCGUAUACGAAAGGGAUAAUUGGAUCGACUCGAUAAACUUGGUGGCUGCAUAUGAUGGAUGUUAUUACAACCCCAAAAGUCUCGAGAAUGUUAUCAUAUCUCACAGAAAGCAUGAUGCUAAAUUGAAACUUGAAAAACUGGCUAAUACUAGAGCUGAAAAGAGUGAAAGGCUUUUAGCGUUUCAACAUAGCUUACCGCUCUAUAAACAAGCAAUCCCUAUAAGCUACAAGACUAAAAAUGACUUGGCUUCUCAAAUAAGACAGCUGGCUGUUAAAUUAGAGUGGUUGGUUCAUGAAAUCGAAAGAAGUCAACUGUAUUAUGAGAUAAUUCAGCAAGUAGUGUCACAGUUUGGUCCCUUUGUCAAUCAAAAUCUCAAAGAUCAGGGUAAAGAGUCAGAAAGCGAUCUCAAAUCGAUCAAAGGAAGUUUUAUUUUCAAUGAUGAACUCUUGAAUGCUUCUCUCAAUCAAGAUCGGUCCUGA
Molecule: messenger RNA, 3330 nt
Organism: Zygotorulaspora mrakii
Lineage: Eukaryota; Fungi; Ascomycota; Saccharomycetes; Saccharomycetales; Saccharomycetaceae
Gene: SYT1
Product: Arf family guanine nucleotide exchange factor SYT1
Exons: 1
Coding region: 1-3330 (1109 amino acids)
Biological process (GO): regulation of ARF protein signal transduction
Molecular function (GO): guanyl-nucleotide exchange factor activity
Source: RefSeq, a predicted model, not a curated record